GCUGUUACAAGUCCGCUUCAAAACAAACCUCGUGAAAGAGUCUGGGCCUUGAGUGCUGGUAAUCUCACGAUUUGCCGUGAGGGUCGUCAUUGUCCACCCGUGUUACUUUGAAUUUAUGCCAUGACUUUUGUUCGCAGUACCACGGGAGGCUCUCUGAAGUGGAUGGAGAUCGAUUUCGAAGACGAGCCGCCCCGGGAAUCUUCGAGCACCCCAGGACCCAGUAAGCGUCCUCGACCCUCAUCUCAUUCCCAUGCUGUCCGAGAACCACCAACUAAAUCAUUGAGCGAUUUCGAUUCCCGCCCUCAUCACGAACUCUGGUUGGCCAAAUACGAGCCGAAAUCGGUCAAAUACUUGGCUGUUCAUCCAAAAAAGGUCGACGAAGUUCGGCAAUGGCUCAUUACCCGAAGCCGUAAAAAUCCAUCCCCAAGUCGAAUUCAGUUCAGUCCGUUGCUAUUGCUUACCGGACCCUCAGGUAGCGGAAAAACGGCCACGAUCCAGGCUUUGAGCGCUGAACUAGGCUGGUCCGUUCAGGAUUAUACUUGUCCCCAUGAUGUGGUGGCCUUUCAACGGGACCACGAACGAACGGGACCCUAUAUUCCAAACGACGAGAUCGCCUUCACGGGACAAUGGCACUCCUUUGAACAGUUUUUAUUGAGAGCUAACCGAUAUCGUUCUUUAACGGAUGAUGCCAGCUCUGGCAACGGGAGGUUGGUCCUCCUGGAAGAUUUCCCAUCAGCCGUGUGGGCUAACACGGCGCGAUUCCGGCAGAUCCUCAAGCAAUACCACUCUAGCUCCCAUGGAGACCCGUUGAUAUUGAUUGUGAGCACGACCUCUUCUUCUCAGCAUGAGUUGAACCGCCUACUGCCCCCGCACUCCCGAUCUGAGUUGGGUUUAGAUGUGAUCACUUUCAAUCCAAUAACGGCGGGCAAUAUCUCCAAAGCCUUGAGGGUCAUAGGAGAAACGGAAGCCAAGACUGGUAGAUCUGACUUUGAAUUUCCCACUGUAGAGUCCCUCCAAUCUUUGGUGGAAGCCUCGAAUGGGGACAUUCGAGGGGCCAUUAAUGCAUUCCAAAUCUCUUGCUUGAAAGGUAUAGGUGAAGAUAGAUCGAUGUCCAAGCGACGUUCCCUGGUGUUCCCCAAACACUCAACAAAAACAAAAAAAUCAGGCAAACGCACCAACACUGAACCAAAUGCCACCAAAGGAGCCAUCGGCUCCAGAGAUUCCAAUCUGGACUUAUUUCAUGCCAUUGGGAAGGUCGUUUAUGCCAAACGAGGAGAUCAUGCGGAACAACAUCCGUUGUUAGAUUUUCAAAAACAGUGGGCCCGGAAGGAGCUCAAAUCGAAUCCUGGUGAUAUAGUUGAACUUUCUCCAAUGGUGCCUGAAAGUUUCACCUGUUUCCUUCACGAGAAUUAUCUCUCAUUCUUUUCGAACAUAACGAACGUGGCGGAAGCUGCUGAUAUUCUAAGUCAAGCCGAUGGAUUAUUCCGUCAAUGGAACAGUACUGGUAAAAUUUCGUUGGAAGAAUACGGAGCAUUGAUAUCGGUGAGAGGGUUGAUGUACUAUAAUGUUCCUCCUGCCAGCACCAAGAAUCAAAUGCGGACAUUUCGGAAACCUGAAUAUUUUGGUGCUAAAACAAAAGCGGAAGAGAGAAUGGAAGCUCUCAAGGCUGCCCUGGGAACAAGUGGCAUUGGAAGCACAGAACUUUUUACAGUACUUGCCCCUUACGUUAUUCAAUGCCAGCCGCAUAGUCUUCCCGCGAAUUGCCGCGAACUAGCCCAAUUCACAGGACAAUUUCGAACGCCUUUCCCUGCAAAAGAAACACAACCGGAGGAUUCUGGAGAAAAUCAAGAUUGCGUCGACGGAGAGACAGAAGAUUUUUUCAUUGAGGAGUUCUAGUUUUUUCACUUAUUCAUCAUCCAUUGUCAAUAUUCGCUAAUAGACUUUAACAAGGCAUUUGCUCUUGCUCACGAGAACUCCAUUGCUCGGUGUUCGUUCUCGCUGCUCAUUGUAGUAUUGGCUUCUGUUCUGGAUUUGCCAAUUUCGUGAUUGUCUGAGAUAUCGUGGGAUUAGUGGUGGGAUUAGUAAGAUGAAGUUCCUAAUGUGUGCUACCUUGGUCUUCUUGGCCGUACAGGCCAACCAAGACCCUGUUUAUGUGGAACCUGGAACCGAAAAUAUUGUGGACGAAACUCAGAAGUCCAUUCAAGAUUUGUUCAAAAUGACCGCUAAGCCUUCAGACAAAUAUUCGGGAGAGACUUGCUCUGAUGGGAUAGCUCGUCCAAAACGCGAAGCUUUGGAAUACGUGCCUUGCAAUGACCUGAAGGAAUGCUCUAUUCCUCAUUGCUUUUGCACUACCAAAGGCAUCUGGCCACCAUUCCGUGGGGUCAAAAACGAACACGACUUUCCCAUUCUACCUCAAGUGGUGGUCUUAGCCUUGGAGGGGGCAGUCACUCCCAACAACGUCAGGUUGUUCCGGGAAAUAUUUGACGCCGGCUUGAAUCCGGAUCAGUGCAUGAUCUCGGGCACUGUCUUUACUCCUCUCAAGGACAGCAAUUUUGUUCUUUUAAACGAGUUGGAUAGCAGAGGUAACGAAAUCGCCUUCCUACCCGGUCAUUUCACUCAAAACGACGAAGGUUACGCUGUUAUAGACAAUGAAUUCAAUUUCUCCAGAGUGGUUGAGCGAUACUCUGCCCUCCAUCAACCCAUCAUUGGAGUGAAGUUGCCCUCGGACAUUCUUGUAUCCGAGGAGCAUUACCCCUCAGUAAGUGCCCAUCGGUACGUCUACGAUGCCACUCUGAGGGCGCCCCUGCGUUAUUCUCCCGAUAUGAAGGCUUACGAACCCCCUGUUUGGCCAUACACGCUUCAUGCAGAGAUUCCUCAUGCCUGCGAAGAGCAUGCCCCUUAUACGUGUCCAUCGCGAUCCUAUUACUUAUGGGAGGUUCCCUCGAACGAAUUUUCUUCGCCCAUUCCAGGCGCAUGCCUGUCCUUGGAAAACUGCCCUGGUCAUCCUACUCGUAACUCGACCUUGUUCGUUCAAUUGUUAGAAACGCAAUUGCAACGCUCGUUGAAGACGAACCGCGCUCCGGUUGUAUUACAUAUCAGGAUCGAGACCCUGGAAAGAAGUCGAUCCCAUCGCUUGAGGCUGCUUCAAUGGAUCAAGGAUACCCUACAAACCCAUAGCGAUGUGUAUUUUAUCAGUGUUCGGAGGAUGCUUGAAUGGAUCUUGAGCGACAAUGGCAAAACCGAAUGGCAACCCAUUGGUAAGAGCGGGGUUUGCACGGCUGACUCGGUGAAGACCAACUGUGCUCCGGAGUAUAUCAAUCUUGAUGCGGAUGCCCAAACCUACUUUGGAAAUAGAGAAUUCUUGCCCUUUUGCCGUCAGCAGACCUUUAGCAACGUCGAAGAACCCCUUGGACAAGACUGAUAUGGACACUUCAGGGACAGAUUGGAUUAGCCUAUAUUUUAAAAUUUAUGUUUUUACGUUAUGGAAUAAAUGAUCUGGUAGCUA
Molecule: messenger RNA, 3505 nt
Organism: Tigriopus californicus
Lineage: Eukaryota; Metazoa; Arthropoda; Copepoda; Harpacticoida; Harpacticidae
Gene: Rad17
Product: cell cycle checkpoint protein RAD17-like
Exons: 7
Coding region: 121-1896 (591 amino acids)
Biological process (GO): DNA repair; mitotic DNA replication checkpoint signaling; DNA damage checkpoint signaling
Molecular function (GO): chromatin binding
Source: RefSeq, a predicted model, not a curated record